Molecule: messenger RNA, 3523 nt
Organism: Sus scrofa (pig)
Lineage: Eukaryota; Metazoa; Chordata; Mammalia; Artiodactyla; Suidae
Source: RefSeq, a predicted model, not a curated record
CCAAGGCGGGGAGGCGAAGUGGCGCUCCCUCUCCCCCUCCUGCCCGGGGCCCGCGUGUCCCGCCCAGCGCUGGCUCGUGCGCCCCUCUCCCGCUCACCGGUUUCCCCGCCAACGCCCCAGCCUCGCCUUGCGCCUCUCCCCUGGGCUCCCUCGUCUCCCUAGGUUUUUCCCUCGCCCCUCGCCUUCUCCAUCCUUCCUCCUUAUCUUCCUUCGCCACAGCCUCUCCUGUUCCUUUUCUCACUCACUUCACUCGGUUAUCUCUCCGUCUCGGCCUUUCCCCCUCUGCUCUGUUUUCUCUUCCCUGACACCUCCGUUCCCCCUUCUUCCUGCGGGAGGCUCCUGGCUGCCCCACCCUCCUGGUCCAGGCGGGCACGUUCUUCACCCCUACGUCCUCACACUUUAUUGAGCUCCUGCUUGGUGCCGGGCACCGAGCUGCCUGCUGGGGAAUCAGAGAUUGAUAUGACCCAGGACCCACCAUCGGGACGUCUCAGCCUAGUGGGGGUGAAGAUAAUCGUACCUACAAUUGGCCCUGAGGGGACACUCAGAGUCCAGCUCCUGGUCCAUUGCCUCUUUCUCCUGGUAGAGAACUGGCCUGAAUUACCUUGUCUGUUGUGACCAGGAGUUUACAUGAAGAAUGAUUGACCAUGACCUUCCUACUUGAGAAACAGUGACCCUGGACUAUUCACCACAGGAGGCUUUGCUGCCUUCCUGGGCUUAUUUUCAUCACAAAGAGCCCCGUGUUGGCCGAGAACACAUCUGUCCUAGUCAUGGAGCAGCGGCAACCAGCGUUCGGGCCCUGAAGAGCCUCGGGCGCGGCCUCGCCUCUCCGGCCCGGAGCCGGUAUCAGCACCGCGGACAGCACAGCGACGGUCGCCGGCACCUAGGCGCCCUCUCGCCCACCAGUCCACGGGCGCCCCGGCCCGCGGCGUCCGCAUCAGCACCGCGGACAGCGCCCCGGGCGCCCGCUCGCCGCCGCCAGCCCACUUGCACCCCGAGUCAGUUCCGCGGACAUCCCGCCUCGACGGGCCCCGCAGCAGGCUCGGAGCGGUCAGCGCCCCCGGAACAUGGCCACCGAGGUCCACAAUCUGCAGGAGCUCCGGCGAAGUGCCUCGCUGGCCACUAAAGUCUUUAUCCAGAGAGACUACAGCGAUGGGACCAUCUGUCAGUUCCAGACCAAAUUCCCCCCAGAGCUGGACAGCCGGAUCGAGCGGCAGCUCUUUGAAGAGACUGUGAAGACGCUCAACAGCUUCUACGCAGAGGCCGAGAAGAUUGGGGGCAGCUCCUACCUCGAGGGCUGCCUGGCCUGCGCCACCGCCUACUUCAUCUUCCUCUGCAUGGAGACCCACUACGAGAAGGUUCUCAAGAAGAUCUCCCGCUACAUCCAGGAGCAGAAUGAGAAGAUCUUUGCCCCACGAGGCCUCCUGCUUACGGACCCCGUGGAGCGUGGAAUGAGGGUUAUCGAGAUCUCCAUCUAUGAGGACCGGUGCAGCAGCGGCAGCUCCAGCAGCGGCAGCAGCAGUGGCAGCGGCAGCAGCAGCGGCGGGGGCGGCGGGGCGGGGGGCCGGUGACUGGCCGAGAGUCCCUGCAGGGAGGUGUACGGCUGGACUGAGGGCCUUGCAGACCUGAGGCGGCUGCGCUACCAGAGCACCCGCUUCUGAGUCAUUCUCUGGGCCCACCCUGCUGCCCAGGGCGGGAGGGAAGGUGACCAGCCCAGUGUUGCCUGCCGGCCACCAAUCGGCUCCCCCUGCCCCUUGCCCGCUGGCAGGAUGGUCCACUUCCUGACCUGGCUCUUACCCAACGGGGCUAGUCUGGGUCACAUAGAGGCAGGUCUUCCCAGGGAGGCUGGGGUGGGCACAACACAAUUUGGACAGCCCCUUUCUUUCACAGGACCCCUCCCAACACCCCAGAAAAGGAUCCAGGUCUGUCACACAGAGAAUUCCCAUCCUGCAUGAUUACUCAUCCCAAAUCCCACGUCCACCAGGACUCUCUCCCUCGGGGCCCUGCUCCCCAUGGCUGGCUCCCAGUGUCCACUCUUUCUGAUGGCACCAAGGGGCCUCUGCCUGUCUGUGAUCCUGCCUCACCGAAUUCAAGGUCUGGGGAGACAGGAGUGGUCGGCCUCUGGGCACUGUGGUGGGGAGCUGUUCAGCCCCCUCCUGACCUCUUUUAGACACAUGGCAUCCCCGACCUUCACCCAGAGCCGGGAGGCCACCUUGGCCUUACCAGGAAGCAUCCAACUCCUGUGGCUUUGUAGGCCACCAGGUGCUAGGGGUCGGCAGACAGCCUGGGGCUCUGGGAGGUUAAAUGGGGGCCUGGAAAAAUGUUUCACGGCGUAAUGUAGCCUGGGGGGAUUAAAACCUCCAGAACCGAGGCCAACUUCCUGAGAUUAGAACCUGCGUGAAAGUGAGAAUGUGUGCACAGGCACGUGAGUGAGUGCGCUUUGUGCAUGAAUGCACGUGUGAGUGUAGGUAUGUGUGAGGACAGGUGUGUGCCUGAGUGCACUGGGAGUGCAUGUGUGUGCAUGUACACGUGUGAGUGCACGUGUAUGUGAGAGCAGGUGUGUGAAUGUGUGUACACACGUGUGCGUACCGUGUGUGAGUACGUGCUCUUAAGUUGCCCUUGGCUGCUGGACCAAAGACCGCCCCUUUCUGCCUCCCGUCUUAUCAUCGUACGCCAUGAUCUGGGGCUGCCUCCCUGUGUGGGUCCAGCCUGUCCCCCUGUAAAUAAAUGUCCUGACGUCUCUUGCCUCUUGCCUCAACUGCCAGGUUGGCUCUUCUUCCUGGCUUCUCUCCCACCUGCAAAGGUCUCCCCACCUUCUGAUUCUACUGUGUACAUUCUAGCAAGGAAGAAGUUGGGGUUCUAGGAGAGCAGAUCCAGUCUUCCAGGGCCUUCCGUGCCCCCCUCCCAGUCCCCCAUGACACGGCAACAGGGCCAUGGAUGCUGCAUCAUCAGCCUGCCUGGGGUCUAGGGCUCUCUAAGGCUGGGUAAGUGAGGCUUCCAUAGAAGGUCAAAGAAGCUGCCUACCUUCGGGGAAAAGGCAAAUUCCUUUCUUAAAAGGAAAGAGGGGUGUCCAGACUGUGAGGCCCUGGCUGCUGAGCCUGGGGGGCCAGUGGGAAGGAAGCAGCCUGACUCGCUGCCUGAAGAUGGACAGAAAGAGGUUGCCUACCUUAGCCAGCAGGAGGCGCCAGAGUGGAUAUGAGAGACCAGCCACGGCAGGCAGCUUCCAGGAACCCAAGAGGUCCUGAUUUUCUUUAGGAUAUAGGAACAGUGUGUAGGAAAUUUCCAGAGAGCUGGAGAGGGUGGCCCAGCCCCUGAGCCUAAGUGGGCCCUGGUCCAAGGAUCCCCCAGGUGAGCUGCAGCCCAGUGGGCUCCACCACAGGCCCCUGCCCCCUGGACCUGGCCUGUGCCCACCCUGGCCCACUGUGUGGUUGGGCCUGACCCGUGCACCUCCUGUGAGAUGGCUGGGCACAGGCGAUGUGGCUUUUUGUUUUAUGAUUUCUUUUUCCAAUAAAAGGACUUGCCCAGC